UCCGGUUGCUGUACUUCACAUAUCGUCAAGAGAGCGGUCUUUAAAUUGAUGUAAUAAAGCUGAAAUUGGGCCCAAGAAACAUCGGUCAAGCGUUAAUUCCCGAGGUGUGAUGUCUACGGAUACUCGCGAUGGAGGGUGGAACUGGAGUCUAUUACCAAGCAAUGCCUGCAGUGGGACCAGACGGAAGAAAUGUCAUGAAGUUGAUUCCUGUUCAGAAAGUGAAUGGACAGUUCUUUCAGACAGUAUUUAAUACAGAAAAAGACAAUGUGGAUCUACAAGUGAAAGUCUGUUCAAACCCUGUUUUAUCAUCUGUUGCCUCCUCAUCUCAUUCACUGACUAGACUUCCAUCCCUAAAGACUAGACUUCCAUCCCUACAGCCUACAGCAGAUGGACGAUAUGUCCUUAAAGCCCCACAGCAGGUCAACACCUUCUUUAACACACCAAAAGUUCCACACAUUGGAACUAUAAAUCUACCCAGACCUUCAAAGCAGGUAGACAUACCUUCUGCAAAACCCACAAUUUCUCACAAUUUUCCCCCUCAAACCAAUGGACAGCCCAUGGCAGUGGUCCAAAAGCUCCCUGUUACUGUGAAGUCGCCUGUUCUCCCAAAUGGCCAUUGCCUUCAGAUCCCUUCCUAUGCGCAAGUUAGGACUGUCCCAGCCUCUGCACUCCCACCAUCCAUCAAAAGCCAGAUAAUGAACUCGGUGAGCAUCACCCCUGCAAACGAAAAACAACAGACGGUUGUUAUGGUGUCUCCUGUGAAUUCUGUGAAGCUAAUCUCUGAUCAACAAGCGUUUUUGCUUACAAAGCAAAGUCAAAUACAGAAGACUAUUUUUCCGCAUCUGCCUGCACACACUGGGACAAGCUCACCUGUUUGUUCUCCAAUAAAUCCUAAAGCUAGUGAAAAAGUAAGCGCUCCAAUUAAAUGGGUGGUCCAAGAGGAAUCUGGCACACCUGGUCCUUGCCUUGUACCUGCAUCGUCAACACAACUGAACGCUACUGCCACAAAAUCAGUCAAACAUGUAGAAUCGGUCAGCUUCGCAAAUAAUAUUGUGGCGAGCAAAUCCAUUCAGUCUCAGAUCAGCCCAGAACAGAUCACCCCAGGCAAGGACAAUGCUCUUGUCAUGUGCAAUGGAAAGGUGUACUUUGUGGCCAAGAAGAAUUCUGAGAUCGCCAAGGAUGUGAUGGUCAGCGAAGGUGGGAGAAAAGGGUUUCACAGCGUCUCUCCAGCCCUGCCCGCUAGCUCUGCUCUGGGAUUAAACGCUUCUAAAGUUACAGAAGAGCUGGACCCUAAAAUAAAAGCUAGUGAGAUCAUUGAUCUUUGUGAUGAUGAGGAGGAGAGUUCCACGUGCCUGGGAGGUUCGCCUGGUAAUUUACCAACACAAAGUCAAACAGAGGCGGACGACAGCAGUGAAGAUUCCAACGUAAUAUUUGUAUCAUAUAUUCCACCAAAGUCAGAGAAUCUUGGUGGUGACAAGGACACAAAUUGUGCUUCUCAGAAUAAAAUAGAUGACAUAGCAUGUGGACAGAAGGAAAUAAAUGUUGUCUCGCAAAAUGACAGGGAAGAAGCAGAGCACACAGAGAUGGAAAUAGAUGUUGGUCAAGAAAACACUGCUGCCAAAGAGAAUGAUGCUCAGAUGGAGGAACAGGUCGAGGAAUCUAGACCAGCUGAAACAAACUUAAGUUCUUCUAGUGAAAAUGUAGGUAUGGAGGGGGAAAAGCAAUUGGAAAAUGAAAUUUCACCAGUCAGCAUAUUGGCAGAUACAACAAGUGGUGAUGGAGCAGCUCUUGGUGAAACCAUCAAUGAAAGGGAAGAUGUGUCUGAACAGGUCCAUAACGACUGUGUUCCAGCCACAGAUAACACAGAAGAGACCUUUGAAAAUCCAGCUCCUGGUCGGAUGACCCAACAUAAGAGUGAUUCCCAGCUCAGAAAAGAAUUCAGUGUCACUUCUGACGUAAGAAUUUGUUUGCAAAAAAUAAGAUGGAUUGAAAAUUCAUACCCACAAGCAGAUAGGCUCAUCAUAAAUAAACGAACCUUAGAUGGUCUUCGUAAAGUGAUCCAGGAAUCACAGCUACAAUCAAAAGUACAGAAGAUGAUGCAGGUGCCCCGCAAGAAGACAGAGGACAAUGAAUACCUGAAGGAAGUUAAAAGAAAUAAGCUCGAGCAGGAUGUGAAAGAUGUACAUCAAGAUAAUUCAUCACUCAGUACUACUAAUAUUUCACCUGUCUCGGUUUUUCCCAUGGAAAACAGUUUGAUGUCACAGACUUUUCAAGAUGUUUGCUCAUCUAUUCGUAAUACUGGAGAAACAGUAGUAUCUACAGCUAGUAAGGUUCAUAUACAAUCUGAAACAUCUAAAGAUUGUUCUGCUGACACACAUUGUCUUACUUCCUCAUCUGAAAAAACACAAACCACUAGUCCCACCGCGUCCCCUCCUUCCGCAUUAAGGAAGAUACCAGUACGUUUGAAGAAAGGCAAGGUAUGCACGGCCUGUCCCUGUGGGGCUGUGUUAGGGGCUACAGAGACAACCUCAUCACUCCAACCACAAGGGACAGAAUCUGCUACUGUCGAGUCACACAAAGAGACUAGAAAAAGCUGCUUGCAUAAAACACAGAAGGAGAGCUGUCAUUCAACGGGAGAUCACAUUUUUGUUAAGAAAGUGGGCAAGAAAAAGAAAAACAGCCCACGUAAAAAGAAAUCUCUAUCAAAGUCUUCAUGUGGAAAUUCACACAGCAUCAUUUCUCCUGAUUGUUCAGUGAGUAUUACAACAUUGCUAAAUGAUUCUUCAUCCAACCUGCAGGAGGGCAACAAGGAGAUUGCUCUGUUCUCAAAUGAAUCUGAAUGCAGUAUUUUAUCAAACAUCCACUCACAGACUGAAACCUCAGAGCAAGACACCAGCCAGAUGGAAGUAGCAGUAAAUGACACCAGCGUGCCAUCUUCUAGUAAACAGCAGGAUUCCUCCCUAGACGAAUUGCCAACCCAAGACUUAUACUCAAUGGAAGUGUUGGAUGCUGAGGAGAUAAAACGGCAAGAGAGAAUCAAACGACUGAAAAAUCUUCUGAGGCAAAAGGAGGCUGCGCUGGACAGAAUGCGACAUAGCAUGAACAUUUAGUCAUAUCUGUUUUUAUUUCAAAGACUUUCACUGUACAUUGGAUUACAGUCGACUGUAUAAGUAAUGUAUAUAGUUUGCACAGCAUCUUCAUUUGAUCUUAACUUUUACAUUUUUAAUAUGUAAAGCAGAUUGGAGUGUCAUAUUUUAUUAAAUUCUUGAGAACUUAAAAGUAUAUUAAGUUAUGUUUGUCUUUUUAAGUUGUUUGCUGUAUAUUUAAGCAACACUAGAUGUGAUCUGUGUUCAUGUCAUCUUAAUGAUUGUAUGAUUGAUUUUAGGUGCCUUUAUUAAUACUUAAUUGUUCUGUAGUUUACUUUAUAGCACUGCUAUAGUCCACUUUUUAAGCUCAAGAAAUAAAAGUCAGUCAAUAAAAUGCAUAA
Messenger RNA from Triplophysa dalaica, 3487 nucleotides. It is a transcript of the gene lrif1, whose product is annotated as ligand dependent nuclear receptor interacting factor 1. Bases 129 to 3110 code for a protein of 993 amino acids. The transcript has 4 exons. The record is from RefSeq and is a predicted model, not a curated record. Lineage: Eukaryota; Metazoa; Chordata; Actinopteri; Cypriniformes; Nemacheilidae. Gene Ontology annotation, biological process: regulation of DNA-templated transcription. Gene Ontology annotation, molecular function: nuclear retinoic acid receptor binding.